Sphenostylis stenocarpa is the source of this 879-nucleotide messenger RNA. The record is from the annotation of a GenBank genome assembly. NCBI's taxonomy places the organism in Eukaryota, Viridiplantae, Streptophyta, Magnoliopsida, Fabales, Fabaceae.
AUGUUGGAUGACAUCCAUAACCACUGGAAGAAGGCUGAAGCUGUGAGAAUUAAGUGCUUGGGUGUGCCAACCCUCGACAUGGACCAUGUUUGCUUCCACCUUGAGGAAAGGGUGGAGUCACUCACAACAUGUUGGAUGACAUCCAUAACCACUGGAAGAAGGUCUGAAGCUGUGAGAAUUAAGUGCUUGGGUGUGCCAACCCUCGACAUGGACCAUGUUUGCUUCCACCUUGAGGAAAGGGUGGAGUCACUCACAACAUGUUGGAUGACAUCCAUAACCACUCGGAAGAAGGUUGAAGCUGUGAGAAUUAAGUGCUUGGGUGUGCCAACCCUCGACAUGGACCAUGUUUGCUUCCACCUUGAGGAAAGGGUGGAGUCACUCACAACAUGUUGGAUGACAUCCAUAACCACCGGAAGAAGGUCUGAAGCUGUGAGAAUUAAGUGCUUGGGUGUGCCAACCCUCGACAUGGACCAUGUUUGCUUCCACCUUGAGGGUGGAGUCACUCACAACAUGUUGGAUGACAUCCAUAACCACUGGAAGAAGGCUGAAGCUGUGAGAAUUAAGUGCUUGGGUGUGCCAACCCUCGACAUGGACCAUGUUUGCUUCCACCUUGAGGGUGGAGUCACUCACAACAUGUUGGAUGACAUCCAUAACCACUGGAAGAAGGCUGAAGCUGUGAGAAUUAAGUGCUUGGGUGUGCCAACCCUCGACAUGGACCAUGUUUGCUUCCACCUUGAGGAAAGGGUGGAGUCACUCACAACAUGUUGGAUGACAUCCAUAACCACUUGGAAGAAGGUUGAAGCUGUGAGAAUUAAGUGCUUGGGUGUGCCAACCCUCGACAUGGACCAUGUUUGCUUCCACCUUGAGGUCCAUACCUGA